Alternaria ventricosa is the source of this 1389-nucleotide messenger RNA. RefSeq lists its product as uncharacterized. The record is from RefSeq and is a predicted model, not a curated record. NCBI's taxonomy places the organism in Eukaryota, Fungi, Ascomycota, Dothideomycetes, Pleosporales, Pleosporaceae. The transcript has 3 exons. Bases 1 to 1389 code for a protein of 462 amino acids.
AUGACGCCCAUCACCGAUCCAGAAACGCCAACAAUAGUAGGUGUCACAAACUGUUCCUUUGACAACGCUGCGUUACUUCUCGACGUCCACAACGCUAUGGUGGAACUUGAGGACAAAGAUGACGCUAUCAAGUACGCCACGAUUCUGAAGUUCGAUGGCGAGAUGCGUGCUUUCUGUGCAGAGAAGCUGCCGAAAUGCUUUUCUCCUCGGACACCCAACAACCCUAGCUGGCCCCCAUGGGUCAUCUGGGCGCGGCGGCUGCACCAGGCUUCAAUACAUCACAAGAUCAUUAUGAUCCAUCAGCACUUCUUAAGCAAGAGCUUCAAGGACGUCCGCUACACAUACAGCCGGUGGGCUUGUAUGAGCGCUUCGCAGAGUCUCAUCAGCCUAUACACCACUCGGGAUGCACAAGAGCCGCAAUGGUGGGUUGAGCAAGCCUUCAUCAUAACUGCCGGCAUUUGCCUCAUUUUGGAGCUCUUUCAUCGCGCUGAGGCAGAUGCGGAGGUGCAGGAGUGCCAACUACAUGUCACGCGGGCCAUCAGGUACUUGCAAUCAUUCCACACGUCAAGUGUUGCAGUACAUGGCGUGCGUCUCCUCAUGUCACUCAUGGCAGAGUACGAAAAGCUCAGGGACGGGUCAGACGAAAGGACCGCAGUAUCAGCGGAUACAGCAGCCACCCAAAACUGUUCCUAUAUCCCUGGCAAUACUGCUGGAAUUCCGACUCCGGACAAUGACCGCGCGACCCAACAGCUGCCUCUAGAUCCCGAGGUUCCGCUAUCGUUCGACGAUCCGACUAUGUGGAAUUUCGAUAUCGAUAGUAUGAGCUUCGAAAAUCUGAUGGACUAUCUACCUUCAGAAGGCUCGUUGAACACUAACGUCUUCAAUGCCAGCAUGUUGUCGGCUAAUGGAUGGCCGAUCGGCGCCAUUAUGUCUCAGGACCCCGAACUCGACAAGAUGCUCGUGCUGGACGCACUGAGUAGCGGCCUCAACAUGUCCAUGACAGAGCUCCUCAGCAUCCUCGGUCGACAAGCCCCGAUCUCAAACCUUCUUCUCGGACCCGUCAUCAGACCACAGCAGAUCCCCGUGACGGCGGCAUCUCAUUCUGAACCGAGCAUGCAUCUACAACAGAAGGCACCGGCGGCAGAGCGGCCACAGGAAAUGUUGAGGGAGUUCCACAUCGUAUACUGGACCGCUUUGGCUCUCGUCAGCCUCAUCGCUAUAUCGGCGGUCUGGACGAAAGUUCAUAUGGCGGCACAGAAGGGUCGGAAGUCGUUCGAGGCCAAGAAACCCAUGUCGGAUGUUGAGAAGUGGCACAUGCGGCGUCAGAAGGCGCGCGAUGAGGCAUCCAUGGCGCUGGGGCAGGUGGAUGACCAGUCUCCGGGGACGUGA